This is a messenger RNA of Chaetomium strumarium, 1417 nucleotides long. RefSeq names its product dihydrofolate reductase-like domain-containing protein. Gene Ontology annotation, biological process: riboflavin biosynthetic process. The transcript is spliced from 2 exons. Gene Ontology annotation, molecular function: 5-amino-6-(5-phosphoribosylamino)uracil reductase activity. Bases 382 to 1026 code for a protein of 214 amino acids. The record is from RefSeq and is a predicted model, not a curated record. Lineage: Eukaryota; Fungi; Ascomycota; Sordariomycetes; Sordariales; Chaetomiaceae.
GUAAGGAUGUCGGCUGUGGCGAAUGCGGGUGGCUGUGAGGCCGGGCCGCUAGUGCGGAGGUAUCUGUGCCACUGCCUUGGUAAGACCGGGGGGAAAUACGGCCGACUACCCUCGUAUUUGGUCUCUGUUUAUUAUUUAGGGAUCCCAUCCCCCGCGGCGAAACUCCCCACAGUGAGGCACCCUCGGGCUUGGCGGUCGUGACUCAGCUCACAAGCAACCUCUCCCGACGUCUAAUGUAAUCGGCCCCAAUCCCGAUCAGCGGAAGCAGCAACAUCGCAACAAACCACAAGACCAAAACUCGGCUCAUCCCUCGAACAAAAGACGCAUCCCAACAACCUGCCAAGACCACAGUACCUUACUCAGCCAAACAAACCACAAAAAAUGCCCCGCCUGCUGCGCUACAACCUCGCCCCGACCCUCAACGGCCUCAUCGCCACCCUGCCGUCCCACUCGCACGCCUGGAUCGUCCCGGACGCCUCCAUCGACUUUGCGGCCCUCUACGCCGAGUUCGACACAUUUGUCAUGGGACGCAAGACGUACGAGACAUUCCUCAGUCUUCCGGCGCACGAGAAUCCGCUGGUCGGGAGGGCCAAGGAGGAUGUCGUCGUUGUCACUGGUGGGAGCCAGGGGGGCAGGAGGAAAGAAGGGUGGGGGGAUGUGACUGUUAUUGGUAGUCAGGGGGAUGCGGAGGUGGUGCGCUUUGUGAGGCGGUUGAAGGAAGAGGAUGCUGCUGCUAGUCCGGGGAAGGAGAAGAAGAAGGAUAUAUGGUUGAUGGGCGGAGGAAGGUUGGCCGGGUUGUUGAUGAGGGAGGGAUUGGUAGAUGUAGUCGAGGCGGCAAUUAUGCCGGUUGUGAUUGAGAGGGGAGUGGGGAUGUUUGCGGAUGGCGGAGAGGGUACAGAAGAAGGGGAAAGGGUGUGGAAGUUGAAGUUGGAGAGUGUGAGGGCUAUGGAGAGUGGGAUUGUGAUGACGCGGUAUCGGGUCGUUCAUGAGCAAGGGUGGACAUCUGGGGCACACGAUGGAUUAUGAAAUCUAAAUAUGAGCUGGCUCAGUUGGGUGGUGUAUGCCAGCGAAAGACUGCACGGAACAUCGAAAGCUUCGGAACUCAGCCGUUCGCUCCAAGGCGGCGGGGCAUAGCGCCGGAUGCUCAAUAAUAAUAGGAUGCUUAUUCGUAAUCUCUGUCAAUCGUCGGUCCGCAGCCACAUCGGCCGCCGGGAGGCCAUCAACGAUGAUGCUCGGAUCGCUUGACGGGCUGCAGCAGCGGAGUCCAUUUGCGCCUUGGAAGUCACCACGGGACGUGAUCCAGCCUAGUGUGAGACGGUCCCUGAACCAGUGGCGCCAAUCCCAUUGGAUGAGACUGAAGCGAUUCAUUCAACCUGCCCUUUGCGCCCGCUUUGCGCCGCACUCCUGCUGUUUAGCC